AGCCACGGCCGCCGCUGUCAUGGACGCCUGGGUCCGCUUCAGCGCUCAGAGCCAGGCUCGGGAGCGGCUGUGUAGGGCUGCCCAGUAUGCAUGCUCCCUUCUUGGCCAUGCACUGCAGAGACGUGGGGCCAGUCCUGAGUUACAGAAGCAGAUUCAACAACUAGAGGGUCAUCUGAGCCUUGGACGAAAGCUUCUUCGCCUGGGCAACUCAGCCGAUGCUCUCGAGUCAGCUAAAAGAGCUGUGCACCUGUCAGAUGUUGUCCUGAGAUUCUGCAUCACGGUUAGUCACCUCAAUCGAGCCUUGUACUUCGCAUGUGACAAUGUCCUAUGGGCUGGAAAGUCUGGACUAUCCCCCCGUGUGGAUCAGGAAAAGUGGGCACAGCGCUCAUUCAGGUACUAUCUCUUUUCCCUCAUCAUGAAUUUGAGCCGUGAUGCUUAUGAAAUUCGCUUACUCAUGGAACAAGAGUCUUCAGCUUGUCACCGGAGACUGAAGGGCUCUGCAGGAGGAGUCCCAGGAGGACUUGAAACUGGAGGAUCUGGAGGACCAGGAACUCCAGGAAGAGGCCUGCCUCAGCUGGCUCUGAAGCUUCGGCUCCAACUGUUGCUCCUGGCUCGGGUCCUUCAAGGUCAUCCCCCACUUCUGCUGGAUGUGGUUAAAAAUGCCUGUGAUCUCUUUAUUCCACUGGACAAAUUAGGCCUCUGGCGCUGUGGCCCUGGAAUUGUGGGGCUCUGUGGCCUUGUGUCCUCCAUCCUGUCAAUUCUCACCCUAAUCUACCCCUGGUUACGACUCAAGCCUUGACACUAUGGGACCUGAACUGGUGAAGUGGAAUUUUAAAUCAUCCCCCAUGUAUUAGCCUCAUUUUAAUUAUACUUCUUGAGUAGUUAAAAUGCUGAAUUUCUAGGGAGAAGAUUUGAGGAAGAUGAGGUAAAGACAGUUGGCUUGUCAAUAGAAUGAUUCUGAUACCCAGAUAAACCUAAGCUUUUAUUCUUUCCUCAUUGUCUGAAGUGCUCCUGACAUUUUAUCACCCCAAGUCUAUACUUUAUAGUUUAUCUGCUCUGCCCCCUGUACAGGAAUAUAAAUGAAGAUGCUUUUUAAUAAAGAAGGUAUCAAAUUUGAUUUGUAGCCAGGGGUAUAGCUCAGCAGCACAGCGCCUGCCUGGCAAGUGCAAGGUCCUGAGUUCAAUUUCUGGUUCCC
Molecule: messenger RNA, 1195 nt
Organism: Octodon degus (degu)
Lineage: Eukaryota; Metazoa; Chordata; Mammalia; Rodentia; Octodontidae
Gene: Pex11b
Product: peroxisomal biogenesis factor 11 beta
Exons: 4
Coding region: 20-799 (259 amino acids)
Biological process (GO): peroxisome fission; regulation of peroxisome size
Cellular component (GO): peroxisomal membrane
Source: RefSeq, a predicted model, not a curated record